AUGAUCUUCGCGUUAUUGAAAACUAUUCCUUCGAAUGUAUCACAUCCUGGAUGUCCAGAUAUAUACGAACUUCCACCCGAACCAGGUGUAUUAAAUUCAGAAGAUGAACUUAACCCGCCUCUAUAUCCUCCACCGCUACCACCAUUUCCUUCACAUUUACAAACAGCUCUAAUAGUUCCAUUUCUUCCAUCAGAGCCUAUUCCAACUUCAUUUCCGAAAGAUUGGCUUGCACCAAGAGAAAUAGUAUAG
This is a messenger RNA of Trichomonas vaginalis G3, 249 nucleotides long. RefSeq lists its product as uncharacterized. The record is from RefSeq and is a predicted model, not a curated record. NCBI's taxonomy places the organism in Eukaryota, Parabasalia, Trichomonadida, Trichomonadidae. The transcript has a single exon. The coding region runs from base 1 to 249 and encodes 82 amino acids.